Messenger RNA from Phalaenopsis equestris, 606 nucleotides. RefSeq names its product endoribonuclease Dicer homolog 2a-like. The record is from RefSeq and is a predicted model, not a curated record. The annotation marks the transcript as partial. Gene Ontology annotation, biological process: siRNA processing. NCBI's taxonomy places the organism in Eukaryota, Viridiplantae, Streptophyta, Magnoliopsida, Asparagales, Orchidaceae. The transcript has 2 exons. Gene Ontology annotation, cellular component: cytoplasm; nucleus. Gene Ontology annotation, molecular function: ribonuclease III activity; RNA binding.
GAUAUGAAACAGGCGUAUUUGAAGAAGAUAACUAUUUUCCAGCCGAGCUAGUCAGUUCAUGGUCAUCAUUUUGUAGCGUUGGACUAUAUCAUUGCUACAAGAUUUCUAUGAGUUCAGUUGACUUAGAAAAUUUCAAGGGAGAAAUAUUACUUGUUGUAAAGUGUGAUCUAGGAUCUGAUUUUUGUUCUAAUUCAUUUAAUUUUGAGACUUCUCAAGGUUCUGUCAUAGUAGAAGUUGAUUAUUUUGGCUCUAUCCAUCUUGAUCGUGAUCAGGUGGUUAGAGCUCGAAGGUUUCAGGUCUCUGUUCUCAGUCUUUUGAUUGAUCAAGAUUAUGAUAAAUUCUUGAAUGCACUUCAUGUAUGCAUGGAGAAUGCUUUUGAAGCAGUUGUUUAUUUACUCAUUCCUUCGGUCCUUGGAGGUAUUGACUGGGGCUGUGUGAAUUCACCUACUUUCUUUGUGGAGAAUGGAAUGCAGCAUCCCAAGCGCUGCUGUUGUAAGAAAAGUGUGGCUCAGUUGAUACAGAUUAAGAAUAGCUGCAUUUGCCGUUGUAUGUUGCAUCAUUCUGUUGUUUAUACACCUCACAAUGAACACAUAUAUUGCGUCACCG